Messenger RNA from Cuscuta epithymum, 2000 nucleotides. NCBI's taxonomy places the organism in Eukaryota, Viridiplantae, Streptophyta, Magnoliopsida, Solanales, Convolvulaceae. The record is from the annotation of a GenBank genome assembly.
UAUACACGUAAAUACAUUACAUAUACGAAGUAUAUCCCAUUACAUAUACCAUCUGCAGCAUAUACGACCAUCACCUGCGUUUUCACCUAUCACCAAAGUAACGAAGCUUCACCGUGAACUGUCGGCCGGUGUAGCAAAACAGAGGAAGAAAGAGGAGAAGCAGAUGAACGUCGCCGGACUGAUUCACGCCUGAAGAACAGGGAGAACCGCUGGAGAACCUUUCAGAUCGCCGGACUGUUGAAACUAAGAAGGGUUGUUGUCGGACGUUGUCACGUUUCUAACGAGAAUCGCUGGGGAUAGAGGAAUACGUCGUGACCACUGCCGGGCUGGUUUCUGGACCAUCAUCGCCGGAAGGAAGAGCUGCCGUUCUGCGUUGCAAUGGAUGUGCCGCCAUGUCACCGCCGGUAUACCUUACUGUAGACGAUGAGAUGAGAGUGCCGGGGUGAGGAACACCGCAUUGAACGUCGAUCCGCCCUGCGUCGUCAGAACCAUCAAUGAAGAUAGAAGGUCAAUUUGGAGAAGACUGAGGUAGAAGCUUCGAUUAGGAGUUAUCGUGAUUUGAGGGCGAAACAACACUCCUCGACACGGAUAACGACGGUUUCAACGUAAGCUAUCAAUAUAGCGUUGAGGAUUAAUAUUGUAUUAUGGUGCUUGCGAGAUCAUGCGAUGAUGCAGAAGGAAGGGCUGUUAUGGUUGCUUUGUUGGAGGAUGAGGUUAUGGCCUUAAAAUCUAGGAAGGAAUGGUCAAUUUCAUAAUCAAUUGAUUCAGCAAAAGCAAAGAGUAUAUAAGGAUUUAGUGAAACAUUGUUUCAUUGAAUAUCCAUUCGAAGUGUGGCAGAGAGUUAGUCAUUCAAUCAGAAGUAAAAAGCCUACUUGACAGGUUAUCACCUCCGACACAGCAACAAGUUCCCUCUAGCUUCUCCAAUGAUCAGAUACACGAUGAACUUGAAGAAAUACUUGUGCACAACAGAUGAUCACAGCUAUGGACAGAUAUAGAUGACACACAACGAAGAGCCUAUCAGAGCUCCUAGCUAAAUGCGCUACUGAUUUGAUACUACUUGGUGAUGAUGAACUCAAGGAAGGAGAGAAUUAUCAGGAACCCCCCAAGGAGCUGGAAUCUAUCAUCCGACAAACAACGGCUCUAAUGCCCAGGAGUGAAAAGCCCUGGGAAAAUAUCAACAUCAAUGCUCCUUUCCAAGAGGAAAUCAGAAAGCUUAUAUGGCGAAGAGAUGACAAAGUCAAGGAACUGGACGAAUUGAAAACCUGUGGCCUUAAUCAUCUGCGAGGAAAGAACAAGGGCGGACAACUGUUCCUGCUUAGUCAUCACUACAUGGGGAAAUAGAGAGAAGUGUGCCAACAUGAACUACAAACAGCAACAGACCCAGUAUGGAGCGUACUCAACAGACCCACUCUCUGUUUACCGCCUACAGCUUUCUGACGGGACUGAAUUCACCUGCAAGGAAAAUGAUCUCUAUAUGCUAAAAAUGGACGACAUUUACCAGAUGUAUCUAGAUUUCCAAGAGAUUCCCAUUACCCGCGACAGAACUACACAAGAUGGCUUUGAAGCACUCAAGCGCUUUAUAAUCAGACAAAUCAAAUUCUUUUCCUCUCAUGAUCUUCAGAUGGCCCUUGAAACCAAUCUGCCAAAAACAAACCUCUCAAGACCAAAGCUGUACGGACCGGAGCUUGAAGAUUUUCCUGCAUACUACAUCUUCGAUAGCCCGAUCACACUCAUUGAUAACCGCUUUCGCGGCGUUGUAGUAAAACGGAGUCUAACCUUUCGGUUUUUCCCCGAGUGUCGUGUCUCUUGAGGAAUGGCGGAGAAGUUUCUUAAUUUAAUUUUAGUCACGGGCUAUCGCUAAUCGUUGGAAGCCUUUUCAAUAUAGGAAAGUGUUUUUGUUCUUUAUUAUGCUAAAUUAUAACUAGGAGCAAGGUGCAAUUUAAAGAUUAAUGUAUAAAGACUGAUUAUUCAAGGAUGCAAAUAAGGGCAAUGAAUUGAGU